Molecule: messenger RNA, 981 nt
Organism: Trifolium pratense (red clover)
Lineage: Eukaryota; Viridiplantae; Streptophyta; Magnoliopsida; Fabales; Fabaceae
Exons: 1
Coding region: 1-981 (326 amino acids)
Source: RefSeq, a predicted model, not a curated record
AUGGCUGAACAAAGAACACUAAGACAGCUUGCUGCUCCUGAUGUUAAUUACAAUGGUCUAUGCAUUCAAUAUACUGACGUUGAUAUUCCUUUUGAAUUGAAAUCUGGUUUGAUACAGUUGUUGCCCAAGUUUCAUGGUCUUGCACGUGAGGAUCCGCAUAAGCAUUUGAAGGAAUUUCAGGUAGUUUGUUCUACACCAUUGAGGCCUGAAGGUAUAACAGAGGAUCAUAUCAAGCUUAGAGCCUUUCCAUUCUCGCUCCAGGGUGCUGCCAAAGAUUGGUUGUACUAUCUUGAGCCGAAUUCUAUCACAACUUGGAAUGAUUUGAAGAAGGUCUUUCUAGAGAGAUACUUUCCCGCUUCUAGAGCUGCGUUAAUCAGAAAAGAAAUAUGCGGCAUUAGGCAGGGAAACGAAUCAUUGGCAGAAUACUGGGAAAGAUUCAAGCAGCUAGUUUCUAGUUGUCCUCAACACCAGAUCACCGAGCAAUUACUCAUCCAGUAUUUCUAUGAGGGGUUGCUACCAAUGGAUAGAAACAUUUUGGAUGCUGCUAGUGGUGGAGCACUUGUUGAUAAAACUCCUGCUGCUGCAAAGGCCUUGAUCGAGAACAUGUCACUCAACUCGCAACAGUUUACAACUAGAAAUAAUUCUGCAAGUGUGAAUGAGGUUCAGUCUUCCUCUCCUUCCAUCAAGGCGCUCGAAACCAAGUUUGAUGCUAGAAUUGAUGAACUUACUUCCUUGGUGAAACAGUUGGCAGUUAAUAGACCUCAAACAGCUAAAGUGUGCGGCAUUUGUACUUCUCCUGAACAUCCAACCGACACAUGUCCUAUUCUGCAAGAUGAAACAAUAACUGAGCUACCUCAAGCAUAUGCAGCAGCAGCAGCCCUUUACAAUCAGAACAGGUACAACAAUCCUGACCUCUACACCAACCAGUAUCAUCCUAGUUGGAGGAAUCAUCAAAACCUCAGAUACGGUAAUCAGUCAUAG